Messenger RNA from Triticum dicoccoides, 2673 nucleotides. Its product is annotated as tryptamine benzoyltransferase 1-like. The record is from RefSeq and is a predicted model, not a curated record. Bases 1157 to 2500 code for a protein of 447 amino acids. The transcript is spliced from 6 exons. NCBI's taxonomy places the organism in Eukaryota, Viridiplantae, Streptophyta, Magnoliopsida, Poales, Poaceae. Gene Ontology annotation, molecular function: acyltransferase activity, transferring groups other than amino-acyl groups.
GUCAAAACUAAAAGGCUCUUUGUUACAGGGCUUUCAUUUUAUACAUCUGAGAAAACUCUGAGGGAAGCCUUUGAGCCAUUUGGCGAGCUGGUUGAAGUCAAGAUAAUAAUGGACAGGAUAUCAAGAAGAUCAAAAGGGUAUGCCUUCAUAGAAUACACCACAGAAGAAGCUGGUGGUGCAGCUCUGAAAGCAAUGAAUGGAGAGAUAAUAAACGGCUGGAUGAUAGUUGUUGACAUUGCUAAAACCAAAUCAAGAGACCAGAAAACCCCAUUUGGCACUUCUAGUUUUCGGCCAAUCUAGAUGAAGCUUUUGUUUAGACAAUUUGACAGCUAGAUAUUAGAGAUUAAGUGACUAGUAGCGGCGUAAUGCCACAGUUUCUUGGCCUGACUUUAUUUUCAUGUGAAAUGCUUUUGUGAUAGUUGAGGGAGAUGAUAGUGAUUUCCCUUAAGUAUGAGGUGGUCUCCACGAAGAUAUGUAGAUACAGUUCAAGUGUAAAAGUACCUGAUAUUUACCAAAUCAAUAUGAUAACUUCAGAUACUGCAUUGUCCAUAUGAUCAUGAGCAGACAUCUCAUGAGAUGUAUUUCUAUUAAUAAAUAAAUGUAAUCUUCCAAAAAUAUAUGACACAUUCAAUAUAAACAGCACUAACUUCCUGAAUCAAACUUCAGGAAGAUCAAAUGUUUCAGGUUCGGAUCCAGCUGAUAUCAAAUUAAGUUUCAAGUCUUCCAACGUAUGAUAAAUUUCUUGGGACCAAUUAAUGAGAGAGUGAUGCCCAUCAGAGAGACAAUUCUGACGUCGGCCUGGUAUACAUGAUGGAGGAGAAGGCAAGAAGUUCAUGCCAUGCACUACAGUUCAGGAGAUGUAAACUUGGGAUCAGGAGCUAUGGGGGUGGUGAUCAGAGAUGACAAGGGGCGGUUUUUGGUGGCAAAGGUCAUCCCUGUCGCUCUUGAUGCUGCUUCAGCGGAAGCCCAGCCGGUCCUUGAUGGCAUACAUCCAGCUAAUCGUGUCCCUCAACUUCAAGCCUGUUGCAACCUACUGAUGCGUGCUAGAGAUCAAUCUGUAAGCUAAUAGCACUAGUCAGGCGCAGUGUUCACGUCAGAUAUUCCAGAUGGAAGUCGCAGAACCAUCUAUAUAUCUCAGCAAGGCCACAACUCUAUUAUGGCGUGGGUUCAAAUGGAGACGACCGGCGGCAAGAUGCUGAAGCCGGUGUACUCGGCGCCGCACCCGCUCGCGGGCGAGAUGGUCCCGCUGACGCUCUUUGACCGCGCCGCCAUGGACAUCUUUGUCUCCCUCAUCCUCGUGUACCCCGCCCCGACUCCGUCCAACGAGGCGCUCGUGGAGGGCCUGCGCAGGGCUGUCGCGCCGUACCCUCACCUGGCCGGACGACUCGCGGUCGACCGCUCAGGCCGGCGCUCCAUCCACCUCAACAACGACGGCGUGCUUGUCCUGGACGCCGAGGUCCCUGUCGAUAUGGCGAGCGUGGUCGCCGACGGCUGCUUUACCGACACCACCGACGGCCUGUACCCUGCACUCCCGCUGCCGAAGGAGAACGUCGGGGCGGCGCUGCUGCAGAUCAAGCUGAACCGGUACAAGUGCGGCGGCCUCGUGAUCGGCAUCAUCCACCACCACCACGCGGCCGACGGCCACUCAUUCAGCAACUUCCUCACCACGUGGGCCAGCGCAGUUCGCCAAGCCAGCGAGUUCACCGCCCCGUCGCCUUCCCUCGACCGCACGGCGACUGCCGUGCCUCGGAGCGUGCCGACGCCGGCGUUCGACCACCGGUGCACCGAGUUCAGCGGAGAAGAAGACGGCCGUCGCAGGUCGAACUCCUACCCCACGUGCAAGAUCAAGAAUCUCACGUUGCGUUUCACGGCCGAGUUCGUCACAGAGCUCAAGGCCCGCGUCGGCGCCCCAUGCAGCACGUUCCAGUGCCUUCUCGCGCACGUGUGGAAGAAGAUCACGGCGGCGCGCCGCCUGAAGCCCGACGAGUUCACGCAGGUCAGGGUGGCCGUGGACUGCCGGGGCAGGGCCAACCCUGCCGUCCCGCCGGACUUCUUCGGGAACAUGGUUCUGUGGGCAUUCCCGAGGCUCCAAGUCCGGGACGUCCUGGGCUGGACCUACGGCGGCGUGGUAGGCGCCAUCCGCGACGCCAUCGGGCGCGUCGACGCCGCCUACAUCCAGUCGUUCGUGGACUUCGGGAGCGUGGCGGACGCGAACUGGGAGGAGCUCGCGGCGACGGCGCCAGACUUCGGCAUGAUGCUCUGCCCGGACCUGGAGGUGGACAGCAGUCUGGGUUUCAGGUUCCACCAGAUUGACCUCGGCAAUGGGCCGCCAUCCGCGUUCCUCAUGCCGGACUUGCCCGUCGAGGGGCUCAUGACAUUCGUGCCAUCGUGCUCAGCCAAGGGCAGCGUCGACGUCCACAUGGCCGUCGCCGAGGAUCACGUCGCGGCGCUUGAGCAUAUAUGCUACUCCUUGGACGAAAGAGCUAAACCGAAGUUGUAAAAUGCUCCAUUAGUUUUGAAGGUCGCUUGGCACACCCACACUAUCUUCAGAGUUUGUGAUUAUUCCAUUUCUUUUUUGCAUAUAUACAUGUAACUUAACAACGCUGUGCAUUGCAAAGCUAAAUUUUAUUCCGUCAAUUUGUUCAGGUGUAAAUGGUACGGAUAUAGACGAUC